AGUUUGGUUGGUAGGAUGAAGCUUUUGGUAGGCAAAAGUGAAAUUGCAACCAAAUUGAGCAAUAAAAUUUGUUUGCUAAAGAUUGCAUACUGCCAGUGCUAUCUACUAUUUAUAGUAACUCUAAAAAUAUCUAUGAAUGGUAACCCUGUAUUCAUAGCAAGCAAAGGAAAUAAUGACAAGAGAAAGAGUGAACGAAAGAUGUUAAAUGCCAAAAACUUGGCAUUUGCGCGCCUUUCUUCAAUUGAAUUUAACAAACAAGCGAAAAGAUUAGUGAUGGACAAGUAUAUCUAUAAAGCCUCUAAACCGUCCGAAGUAAGUGUGGACAAUAAUAACGACGACUUGUUCAGGUAAAAAAUUGCGACUAAGUAGGCAUGUACAUAUGUGUCAAUUAACAAAUACUGA
Rhagoletis pomonella (apple maggot) is the source of this 402-nucleotide messenger RNA. RefSeq lists its product as uncharacterized. NCBI's taxonomy places the organism in Eukaryota, Metazoa, Arthropoda, Insecta, Diptera, Tephritidae. The record is from RefSeq and is a predicted model, not a curated record. The coding region runs from base 16 to 351 and encodes 111 amino acids. The transcript has 2 exons.